This is a messenger RNA of Staurois parvus, 285 nucleotides long. NCBI's taxonomy places the organism in Eukaryota, Metazoa, Chordata, Amphibia, Anura, Ranidae. The record is from the annotation of a GenBank genome assembly.
CAUAUGUCAGGGAAAGCUGAUAGGGGAGAGACAUGUACAUGCUGCUUUCUAUUUUUCUGUAAUAAAAUAGAAAGCAGCAUGUCUCCCUAGCAAAACACACACAGCACAAUGUAAAACAGCAAAAAGUUAACGCUUUGAUUGCUCCAGAUGUUAACCUCUUCCUGCCCAGUGUCAUUAGUACAGUGUCAGUGCUUUUUAUUAGCACUGAUCAUUGUAUUCGUGUCAUUGGGAGCGCAGUGUCAGUUCUCACCCAGUGUCAGAGUGCUCGCCGCAGUCCCGCUAUAA